Molecule: messenger RNA, 1401 nt
Organism: Diaporthe amygdali
Lineage: Eukaryota; Fungi; Ascomycota; Sordariomycetes; Diaporthales; Diaporthaceae
Exons: 5
Coding region: 1-1401 (466 amino acids)
Biological process (GO): pyrimidine nucleotide import into mitochondrion
Cellular component (GO): mitochondrion
Molecular function (GO): pyrimidine nucleotide transmembrane transporter activity
Source: RefSeq, a predicted model, not a curated record
AUGGCGCAAAACGCUACGCCGGCGGCGACUUACACGAUGGCUACCGACAAGCAGGGUAGUCGACGCGAGCAGCGGACACCAGAACGUCUCUCGCCGCUCAUACAAUCAAGAGAAACCGGUGAUGUGAUACCAGAGACGCGUACAAUCACCUCAAACCAACCUGUCAAGGCCUUGCCGUUUGCAAGAUCAUGGCACCACAUGGCAGCCGGAGCAAUUGGUGGAAUGACCGCAGCCGCCCUUACCGCGCCUCUCGACGUCCUCAAGACCCGCCUCCAAUCAGAUUUCUACCAAGCCCAACUUCGCGCCGCAAGGCAAGCCCACGCGAACAUGAACCCGAUGCGCGCGGGAAUGUACCAUCUCACCGAGACAAUCCAGAUCCUCGCGUCGGUACCUAAACAAGAAGGCUGGCGCGCGCUCUUCAAGGGCCUGGGGCCGAACCUCGUUGGCGUGAUCCCGGCCAGGUCGAUCAACUUCUACGUAUACGGGAACGGCAAGCGGCUUAUAUCCGAGUACAUGAAUCACGGGCAGGAGGCGUCGUGGGUGCACCUGAGCGCGGCCGUCGUGGCGGGCGUGGCGACCGGGACGGCGACGAACCCGAUCUGGCUGAUCAAGACGCGGCUACAGUUGGACAAGAAUGUCGCGGAACAGGCAGGUGGUGUGGCUAAGAGGCAGUACAGAAACAGCCUCGACUGCAUACGGCAGGUAUUCCGGACAGAGGGCUUUCGCGGCUUCUUCAAGGGCUUGAGCGCGAGCUACCUGGGCGUCACCGAAUCAACGGUGCAGUGGGUUCUGUACGAGCGGCUGAAGAAGUCGCUUAGGCACCGCGAGGAAAGGCUAGUGGCGAGCGGGCGCGAGUGGAAUUGGUGGGAUCACUUUGUGGACUACACAGGCAAGGCGGGUGCGGCGGGCGGCGCAAAACUGUUCGCCGCCGUGCUCGCUUAUCCGCACGAGGUCGCCAGAACGCGGUUACGACAAGCGCCGAUGGCGAACGGGCGGCCGAAAUACACGGGCCUGAUCCAGUGCUUCAAGCUCGUGUGGGUGGAAGAGGGCCUUGUGGGCCUGUACGGCGGGCUGACGCCGCAUCUCAUGCGGACGGUGCCAAGCGCUGCAAUCAUGUUUGGCAUGUACGAGGUCAUCCUCCGCUUCCUGGAAACUCCCCAAGACGAGGGGAUCGUGACAGGAGGGCACGAUAAGCAUUGGUUGGUGUACAUGAAAAUUGUCGAUAUGGUUGAGCCUCUCGUCCUAUAUGUAAACAUCAACCCCAAUGAGCGACCACAGGCCGGCGGCCCGCCGGGUGUCAGAAAUGAGAUCUGCUACGAGCAGCCGAGCGAGCCGUACCGGUUCCUCAACAGUGGGCAGAUUGACAUGGAGACCCUGGCGGCUGCAUGUCAUGUAUCAUAA